Messenger RNA from Pistacia vera, 1997 nucleotides. RefSeq names its product probable inactive purple acid phosphatase 1. Bases 53 to 1891 code for a protein of 612 amino acids. Lineage: Eukaryota; Viridiplantae; Streptophyta; Magnoliopsida; Sapindales; Anacardiaceae. Gene Ontology annotation, molecular function: metal ion binding; acid phosphatase activity. The transcript has 13 exons. The record is from RefSeq and is a predicted model, not a curated record.
UAAGGGAUUAACUAAAAAUUCACUCUUGGCUGCUCAUUUUAUAUUUGGUGGGAUGAGAGAAUUGAGAUUGAUCUUCUUGGGAGUUCUACUUGUUCUUGCAACUCUUCAAGUGGCAAGUUCCCAUGGAGAUCAACCGCUUUCAAGAAUUGCUAUUCAGAAGGCGACUUUUGCUCUCAAUGACCUUGCUUAUGUUAAAGCCUCUCCUAGCAUUCUUGGAUCGAGUGGGCGAAAUUCAGAGUGGGUGACAGUUGAGUUUAGUUCUCCAACUCCAUCUGUUGAUGAUUGGAUUGGAGUAUUUUCUCCUUCCAAUUUUAGUGCUUCCACUUGCUCUGCAGAUAAUCCAAGAGUUUAUCCUCCCUUGUUGUGUUCUGCACCUAUCAAGUUUCAAUAUGCAAACUAUUCCAGUCCUCGGUACAAAAGUACAGGAAAAGGCUGGUUGAAGCUUCAGUUGAUUAACCAGAGAUCCGACUUCUCUUUUGCACUAUUCUCAGGCGGUUUGUUAAAUCCAAAGCUGGUAGCGGUGUCGAAUAAAGUAGCUUUCACAAAUCCAAAUGCUCCAGUUUACCCACGCUUGGCACAGGGAAAACUGUGGAAUGAAAUGACAGUAACAUGGACGAGUGGGUAUGGAAUUAAUGAAGCAGAACCUUUUGUGGAAUGGGCUCCAAAAGGAGGGGAUCCUAUGCGGUCCCCAGCUGGGACACUGACUUUUGAUCGUAGCAGCAUGUGUGGUGCACCGGCUAGGACAGUGGGAUGGCGUGAUCCUGGUUACAUACACACCAGCUUUUUGAAGGAGUUGUGGCCCAAUGCAGUGUAUACAUACAAGCUGGGACAUAAAUUGUUCAAUGGUACAUAUAUUUGGAGUCCAGAGUAUAACUUUAGAGCAUCUCCUUAUCCUGGUCAAAAUUCUUUGCAACGUGUAGUAAUUUUCGGUGACAUGGGAAAGGAUGAAGCUGAUGGUUCUAAUGAAUAUAACAACUUCCAGCGCGGGUCUCUUAAUACCACUAAGCAGCUUAUUCAGGACUUGAAGAACACUGAUAUAGUUUUCCACAUUGGAGACAUAUGUUAUGCAAAUGGAUAUCUUUCACAGUGGGACCAGUUUACCGCACAGAUUGAGCCAAUUGCAUCAACAGUGCCUUACAUGAUUGCAAGUGGUAAUCAUGAGCGUGACUGGCCAGGGACAGGAUCUUUCUAUGGGAACAUGGAUUCUGGAGGAGAAUGUGGUGUGUUGGCUGAAACUAUGUUCUAUGUCCCGGCUGAGAACAGAGCUAAGUUUUGGUACUCCACAGACUAUGGUAUGUUCCGAUUUUGUAUAGCUGACACAGAACACGAUUGGAGAGAGGGAACUGAGCAGUACAAGUUCAUUGAGCACUGCCUAGCAUCAGUUGACCGGCAAAAACAACCCUGGUUGAUUUUUCUUGCACAUAGGGUUCUAGGUUAUUCUUCUGGUAUCUCUUAUGCUGUAGAAGGAUCAUUUGCUGAACCAAUGGGGAGGGAGAGCCUUCAAAGACUCUGGCAGAAGUACAAAGUUGACAUUGCCAUCUAUGGCCAUGUACACAAUUAUGAAAGGAUAUGUCCUAUAUACCAGCAUAUAUGCACCAAUGAAGAGAAGCACUAUUAUAAGGGCACCCUGAAUGGGACAAUACAUGUGGUUGCUGGUGGUGGUGGAGCAAGCCUUUCAGAAUUUACAACUCUGCAAACCGCAUGGAGUUUAUAUAAAGAUUACGAUUAUGGAUUUGUAAAACUUACAGCAUUUGAUCACUCAAAUCUGUUGUUCGAGUACAAGAAAAGCAGGGACGGAAAGGUUUAUGACUCUUUCAGAAUAUCCCGGGACUAUAGGGACAUUUUGGCCUGCACUGUUGAUAGUUGCCCAAGCACGACCCUUGCAUCAUAAUUUUAUGUAUAGAGGAUUCUGAUUUCUUCAAUAAAUUCUCAUAUUGGACUAAUAUGUGAGUUCUGGUGUUCCACAGUUGAAAAUGCAAUUUAUUUAUCUUCUUUGA